This is a messenger RNA of Camelus dromedarius (Arabian camel), 661 nucleotides long. RefSeq names its product adhesion G protein-coupled receptor B1-like. NCBI's taxonomy places the organism in Eukaryota, Metazoa, Chordata, Mammalia, Artiodactyla, Camelidae. The transcript is spliced from 2 exons. Gene Ontology annotation, molecular function: G protein-coupled receptor activity. The coding region runs from base 1 to 456 and encodes 151 amino acids. Gene Ontology annotation, cellular component: plasma membrane. The record is from RefSeq and is a predicted model, not a curated record.
AUGGGUUUUCCAUCCGCUGUUGCUGCUGCUGCUUGGGCCCCAGCCAAGUGUGGCUUCGGAGAUGGAUGUGCGUCCUUUGGUGGGCCGUGCCCCAUGCUGGUGCAGGGCAAGUUCUUCGGGUACUUCUCGGCAGCCUCUGAGUUCUCCGCCAACGCCUUGCGCUCCUCCUGGACUCUGUGCAAUGUGGGCCCGUGCCGCUGCAAGCUCUGCAUGAAGGUGGCCAAGGUGCCCACCUGCAGCAGGCCCGCCCAUGUCCGCGUCUACCAGUUGGAAUCCUUCCUGGAGUCCACACCCAGCUACCUGGGCCUGGAGAGCUGUGAUGAGGUGCUGAAGUUGUGCAAUUCCUCACGUCCCCUAGCCUUCCUGCAGGCCAGCAGGCAGUUCCAGCAGAUCGAGAGACAGCUGCCACCGGACAAUGACACCAGGCCCCAGGGUGAGGCCCUCCCACCUCAGUGACAACUUCUCCGGGGAGCACCUGGUCAUGGGUAACCACAACCCCAGUGAUGUCGCUGGCGGCCCUGAGAACUGCCUCACCAGCCUGACCCAGGACCGGGGCGGGGAUGCGCUCCAGAUUACUCAGAAGUAUCAGCUUCAUGAAGUCACUGCCUAACUAUUUGAAAAGAAAGCAGAUAUUCUUGGUGCCUUUUUAAUAAUGCUAGAG